ACUUUUCGGGAUCCUACCAGUGCCCACGAGAAGGCCACGGACAGAACAGAGACUAGUUUCCGUGAGAGGGGACAGAUUAUGGGAAACAUCAUGACCUGGUAUCUAGCGCACCCCCAGGAUGAGCAGAGCCCCCAGCGGAGCACCUCGGGGUACCCCCUCCAGGAGGUGGUGGAUGAUAAAGUGUCGGGACCAUCAGCCCCUGGGGUAGAUCACAGCCCCCCAGGUAGGUCCCUUUGCCGGAAAAGGAAGAAGGAGUGGUCGGACGAAUCUGAGGAGUCGUCAGAGGAGUCACAGAAGGAACUCAAGCGACAGCGAGUGUUGCUCGUGCUCCCUGAGCACCACGAGGCCUUCAACAGGCUGCUCGAGGAUCCUGUCAUUAAAAGAUUCCUGGCCUGGGACAAAGAUCUGAGGGUGUCAGACAAGUACCUCCUGGCUAUGGUCAUAGCGUAUUUUAGGCGGGCCGGCCUCCGGCUCCUGGCAAUACAACGCAUUCAUUUCUUCCUGGCCUCUGUGGAGUGGUUUGCUACCUCCUAUCCGUCAAUAUCUAAUGCCCUGGGACAGCCGGGGAAGUGGGAUUCCAGCCUUCAUUUAUUCUUUCACCUAUUUGUCCUCUUUACUCUGUGUAUAAAAAACAGGAUUAUAGCAUCUUAG
Messenger RNA from Nomascus leucogenys (northern white-cheeked gibbon), 651 nucleotides. RefSeq names its product speedy protein E2B-like. Gene Ontology annotation, molecular function: protein kinase binding. The annotation marks the transcript as partial. NCBI's taxonomy places the organism in Eukaryota, Metazoa, Chordata, Mammalia, Primates, Hylobatidae. The transcript is spliced from 4 exons. Gene Ontology annotation, biological process: positive regulation of cyclin-dependent protein serine/threonine kinase activity. The record is from RefSeq and is a predicted model, not a curated record.